Molecule: messenger RNA, 663 nt
Organism: Microtus oregoni (creeping vole)
Lineage: Eukaryota; Metazoa; Chordata; Mammalia; Rodentia; Cricetidae
Product: protein SOGA3-like
Exons: 5
Coding region: 1-663 (220 amino acids)
Source: RefSeq, a predicted model, not a curated record
AUGGGACACCUGUCACCGGGCCGGGUGGGGGCCGCGGGCGGCACUGCGGCGGCGGGGAGCGGGACGGGCGAGCCGCGGAGCCGCACCGCCUGCCUCGGGCUCGGGAGCACACGCUCGGGGGCUGGGGAGGCAGUGCCACCGCCCGGGUGGUGUCUCCGCGGGGACCCGGAGCCGAACGAGCCGGGCAGCGGGGCUGAGGGACGGAGGAGGACGCCGCGCCUACCUGCUCCGGGCGGCAGCGGCUCGCGGGCCGUGACCUGCGGCGGCGGCGGCGGCGGCGGUGGCGCGGUGGUGGCAGCGGCGGCAGUCGCGGCGGGGAGGGCGCUUCCUUCAGGAAGAGAUGCAAUGAAGCUGUCUAGCUCAAGCUCCUGCUCCUGCUGUCACAACUCCUCAGGAGUAGGAAAUCACUCUCCCAGGGGCACACCCUGGGUUUUGCAGGCCACAGCUUGCAGUCCGCUUGCCUCAGCUUUCCCAAUAUCUGGGAUCAUAAGCACAUGUCAUAAAUGUGUGCCACCAGGACCGGAUAAGACACAGAUCAAGGCACAGAGUGAAGGGAAUCCCGGUCCUGGCAGUGACAGUCUGGAGCGACAUGUUAAAAUGCUGGAUACAGAGAAGAGCUCGGCACUAAAAGCAGAUUCUAUACUCACGUUUGCAAAUAAGUAA